This is a messenger RNA of Carassius auratus (goldfish), 2798 nucleotides long. Its product is annotated as adenosine receptor A1-like. The coding region runs from base 573 to 1562 and encodes 329 amino acids. Gene Ontology annotation, molecular function: G protein-coupled adenosine receptor activity. The record is from RefSeq and is a predicted model, not a curated record. Gene Ontology annotation, cellular component: dendrite; synapse; plasma membrane. The transcript is spliced from 2 exons. Gene Ontology annotation, biological process: G protein-coupled adenosine receptor signaling pathway. Lineage: Eukaryota; Metazoa; Chordata; Actinopteri; Cypriniformes; Cyprinidae.
UAAAACAAUUAAGUCCUGUUUGGUGAACUGGUGCAACCGGUUCACUAAGAAGAACCGGUUAAAUCGAACGUUUCGUUCGCGAACUGGACAACACUAGUUCACUACUAAUUGGUGAAACUUGCAUUGUUUGGCCCAGCGUGCCCGAGGAGCCUUACCGUGUUUAAAAGUUAAGGUGACCGUCAGACCUUGCAGGACUUUUCGACAUCGAGAGACUUAUGUAAGGUCUUGUUUUUAAACCAAAUGGAAGCCCUCUGUCUUGACUGAUUGUCGGGCACAGGUGUUGUCACGCGCAGAUCGCUUCUGAUGAACUUUGUGAUGCUCGUGGUGGGUCUGGUUCUGAAGUGACUCAUGCUUGUUCACUGUGGAGCUGACAUGGAUGAUCACGGUGCCGCGGACGCAUUUCGGAGAGGAAACGCAACUUCUGUUUUCUUCCUGCCCCAUGUAACUUUGGCACCGACAUGUAAACCAGAAUAAAGCGACUGUUUGGACUCGUUUGACGCACCGGCUGUCUUCUUAUUAAAAAAGGGAAUCUUUUAUCCUGUUCAACACAAGGACGUGUACUCCUAGCAAAGAUGCCUGGUGUCCUGGGUCUGUACAUUGGGAUGGAGGUGCUGAUCGCCCUUUCCUCAGUCAUUGGGAAUGUGAUGGUGGUCUGGGCUGUGAGAAUCAACCGAUCUCUACGGGACACGACCACUUAUUUCAUCGUCAGCCUGGCUCUGGCAGACAUUGCGGUCGGGGCACUUGUCAUUCCUCUGGCUAUAACCAUAAGCAUCGGACUGAAGACUCAUUUUUACAGCUGUCUGCUCGUUGCAUGUACUGUACUGGUACUAACGCAAAGUUCAAUACUCGCUCUCCUGGCUAUUGCUAUUGACCGCUAUCUUAGGGUCAAGAUACCAAUGAGAUAUAAAAGAGUGGUGACUCCAAAGCGUGCAGGAAUUGCAGUGAUUGUGUGCUGGAUGGUGGCCAUCGUAGUCGGCCUGAUGCCCAUGUUGGGCUGGAACAAUCUGGAGAAGCUACGACAGACCAACGGCACCGUGGGUGCUGACCUUCUUGUAACCUGUGAGUUCGAGAACGUCAUCAGCAUGGAGUACAUGGUCUACUUCAACUUCUUCGGAUGGGUCCUGCCACCUCUCGUCCUCAUGUUGCUCAUCUACGCUGAGAUCUUCUACAUGAUCCACAAGCAGCUCAAUAAGAAGAUCACCACCAACCAGACCGACCCCACUCGAUAUUACGGGAAAGAACUCAAGCUGGCGAAAUCACUCGCACUAGUGCUCUUCUUGUUUGCACUCAGCUGGUUACCGUUGCAUAUCCUGAAUUGCAUCACUCUCUUCUGCCCUAGCUGUGAAUAUUCAAUGACAAUUCUUUAUGUGGCUAUCUUACUCAGUCAUGGCAACUCCGUUGUCAAUCCCAUUGUUUAUGCAUUCCGCAUUAAGAAAUUCCAGAAUGCAUUCGUUAAGAUCUGGAAACAGUAUGUGUGUUGCACAGAGGAUCCCCGUCUGAGUGAACGGUCCAGCUUUCGCAUAGAUAGCAAAGAGAGAAGACUGGGGGGCAAUGACAUCUGACACUUUUUAAAAUAUGGCAAUGGGAAAUGCAGUCUGAGAUGUAUGCUGUCAGUUGUGAGAAUACAUUUGCCACAGAAAGGGAGACGAUCGAACAUUACUGGAAAGGUUUCCUUGAAAACUCAGUCAAUGGUGCAUAUCAUGAGUUGCAUCAUUAGCGAGGGACCAUUAAAUAAAUGAAACUGGCCUGUUUUAGAGGAACAGCCACACAGUUCACCCGGCAUUCACAUCUGUGGGAAAAUCUUUAUUUGAUUAUGAUUUCCUUUUUUGUUGUGGUUCAUUUGAAUGCAGCUAUCUCAUAAAGGGCUUCAUAUAAUGAGUGCAAAACUGCAGACUCAGUGCGUAUGAGUGCACUAAACCACACUCGUCUUUAGUCAGUAGCAUUAACGCAUCUGAAGACUUUGAGAAAGGACAUUGAGGGUGUGAUCUGAAGUUAUUUAUGUAUGCCAACACAUUAAUGUUGGGAAAUAUGGGAUAUGGAGUUAUUUGUCACUUAAUGCUUUUUUGGAGGCAUUGGAGGCAACUAGGCCCACUUCGUCUUCAAGGGACAAUUAAAAAAUAUGUCAUCAUUCACACACCCUUGUGUCAUUCCAAACCUGUAUGAAUAGUUUUUUUUUUUCAAUGUCUAUAAAAUGAAAGUCAGUCGGGUUCAGAAUUGUUUUGGACCCCAUUGAAUUUCUUUCCGAACAGCAGAACAUUCAUGAAAAUAUUGUUGUUUGGCAGAAGAAAAUCAUACAGGUUUGAAUAUAAGAUAACAGAACUUUCAUUUUUAAGUGAAUUAUCCCUUUAAGCAGAACUUUGCGUGAUCAAAUUGGUCCAGUAUCAGCGAAGUUGCUUUUGCCAUGUUAGAAAACUUUUUUCCUUUUUUUUUUUUUUUUAAGAUCUUCCAGUCUCAAUUAGCUAAAUUAUUUGCCAUAUUAAUACUGUAUGCCUAACUGAAUAAUCACUGGAAAUUGACAAAGCAUAUUCAAGAAUAGCAUGCUUUUGUGGGAAAAUAAGUAAUGCAGCCAUCAUUUUCACCACAUGAUGUUAAAAUGAAACAAUCUGUAGGCGGGUCGCAUUUAACAUUUAGACUGCUCAAAACUAUGAACCUGAGAAAAGAUAUGCAAACAUAGAUGAGAAGGAACUACAAAUAAAUCUAGAUUGCGUGAUACUGCCGGAGGUCUAAUUGUGUGUGUGUUUUCUGUUUGUCUUUGUUUUAUUGAGAUGUGUUGCUAAAAUAAAUGAUGCAUAACCUGU